GUGGCCAGGCUGAGAGAGGGCGCGCGAGGCGACAGCUGUUCGCAUUAUCAACACUGCUUCACUGUACUCGCGACACCCCGCGCAAUCUGCGACAACGCGCGCGCUGGCAGACUCGUAAUCGGCGCGUCGUGUGCGACAUCACCAGUGGGACAGCGCGGCGAUGUGGUCGGAAGGGCGGAAGCGAUCAACAUGGCGCAACACAUGGGCCGGCAGUCCAGGGGGCCCCGGUUGGCACGGUUUGGAUGCUGCACCACGCAGAACCGACGAGCCCCAGUCGCACACCCAAUCUCCCCUCCAGAGCAGACAUACCCUCCAUGCCACCACCUUUCGCGAGUUCGCGUCGGCCUGCGCUCUGAAAUUCUCCAAGUCGCGGAACAGGAUGUCCUUUCGCUCGGCCAACAAUGAUCGCGAAAUGGUCUCGCCCGUCUCCGACCGAUCUUCCGGAGGGCCAACGGGGAUGCAUGCCGCCUUCGAGUCAGCAGUCGCGCCUCCCAUGGUACAGGACGAUAUGGAAGGUGUCCAAGUAAUCACAUCAGACAUCGAACCCAUCAUUCACACCCUGUAUGAACAAUCCACCAACCGGCAUCAGUACCUCGUGGCGGACCCUUCGACCAAAGAGGCAAUCAUCAUUGACCCUGUGCUUGACCGAAAUCCAUACUCACCAGGCAUCAACACAACCGCAGCUGAUCAGAUCUUGUAUCUCGUGAAGGAAUAUAAUUACCAUGUUGUCCGCAUCCUGGAGACGCACGCCGUCCAGGACCACCCCACAUCGGCAUGGUACCUGAGGACGCAAUUACGAGACAACGAUGGCCAGUUCCCACGAAUAUGUACUGGAAAGGCACUUGCAGGUGUACAGCGCAUGUUCGCAAGGCAGUACGGAGUGCAGAACGCAGGAUGGGGAUCGAAGUUCGAUUCUUUCCGCGACGGGCAAGUCUUCGCCGUGGGCGAGAUGAGGGUCCAAUGCAUCCACUUACUUAGCGAGCCGGACUGGUUCGGCUUCGUCAUCGGCCACAAUGUCUUCCUAGGCAAGGAAGUAUCCCAAGAAUCAAUGCAUUCAGCCUCAGUACGGCCUACGAUGCAGGUUGUAUUCAGGAAAUUGGCUAGAUUCGCAAACAACUACGCUUUCCAUCCACAAAAACAACAAGAAAUUUCCCGGCCUUCAACAGCACAGACAGAGGUAUCUGAAUGGAUGCACGAGCCCGCCACACCACGAGGCUCGAUCAGUAUGAGACGCAUGAUCAGCAGAUCGCACUUGGGCGGUAUAGGUGGGAGCAGGAGCUCCAUAUCCAGCGAAGCCUCGAGCAGGCAAUCACAACGACGUAUCAGCCAGAUUCCCGAACUUGCAUAGCGAGCAUAUUUCAAUCUUUUCGGGCACGAAUGAAAUCACAAGGAUUGGAGGAAACACAAACACAGCAUGGAUCACGGCGCACGAAUUGAGCGAUUUUCGUAUGUCUUUCAACAGUUUCGCAUUACAAUCUCGGAGAGAGG
Molecule: messenger RNA, 1488 nt
Organism: Cercospora beticola
Lineage: Eukaryota; Fungi; Ascomycota; Dothideomycetes; Mycosphaerellales; Mycosphaerellaceae
Biological process (GO): hydrogen sulfide metabolic process; glutathione metabolic process
Molecular function (GO): sulfur dioxygenase activity
Source: RefSeq, a predicted model, not a curated record